Molecule: messenger RNA, 5807 nt
Organism: Oreochromis niloticus (Nile tilapia)
Lineage: Eukaryota; Metazoa; Chordata; Actinopteri; Cichliformes; Cichlidae
Gene: sfpq
Product: splicing factor proline/glutamine-rich
Exons: 10
Coding region: 143-2173 (676 amino acids)
Molecular function (GO): RNA binding
Source: RefSeq, a predicted model, not a curated record
UGGAGAAAGAAAGACAAUUCGUUGUUUAACUGUUGGUCGCCAUUUUGAGAACCUGCGAACAGCCUUUGGAGGUGGUUGUUGAGCAGCAGGACCUUUAAUUCUUUUGGUAUUUUAAAAAUAAUUUUUGCCUAUAUUAGGACCAAUGUCUCGAUUCAACAAUAAUCGUGGCGGCUUUGGAAUGAAUCAUUUCCAGCCGCGCAGAGGUGGGCCCGGCGGCCCCAUGCGAGGUGGGCUUAUGGGAAACCCAAAUUUUAGGAAUAAUCCUUUCCAGAAUCAAAAUCAAAACCGGAGGGGGCACAACUUCAACAGACCACCACACCAAGGAUCGCAGAACACUCCCCAGAAGCCGCAACAGAACCAGUCGCUACCCAUCAUCCCUCCGCCGACUCCAGGCCCGGCUCUCACGAUGGAAGGCCCGAUUAAGCAGCAACAGCAGCAGAAACCGGCGCAAGAGCAGCAGAAAUCCACAACCCCUGGGCCCCAGCCGAAGGUUCAGUCACCACCACCCAAACCUAACGUGACCUCCCCUCAGCCAAACCAGGCAAACAAGAACCUGAACCAGCAGCUGAAGUCACCCGUGGCAAAUGCUAACGGACAGCAGCAGAAGCCGACUCCACACCCAAGCCCGAAAGCAGUUGGGCCGCAGCAAGGUCAGAAACCAACCCCUCAACAAAGCCAGAAGCCGGGACCCCAGCAGGGCCAGAAGCCGGGACCCCAGCAGGGCCAGAAGCCGGGACCCCAGCAGGGCCAGAAGCCGGGACCCCAGCAGGGCCAGAAGCCUGGACCUCAACAAGGCCAGAGACCAGGACUUCAACAAGGCCAAAAUGCAGGGCCACCGGCCAUGAAAGUCAAAGUGGAGCCCAGUCAACAGUCACAAGAGACCAUGAACACUGACGCAAGUCGGUCAGAAGAGAGCCAAUCUAAGGCUGAGUUCAAGGCGACGCUGUCCAUGUUGCUGAAGCCAGGUGAGAAGUCCUACACACAGCGGUGCCGCUUGUUUGUUGGUAACCUGCCCAACGACAUCACAGAGGACGAUUUCAGGAGGAUGUUUGCAAAAUAUGGGGAGCCCACUGAGGUCUUUAUCAACAAGGGGAAAGGCUUUGGUUUCAUCCGACUGGAAUCUCGGGCACUUGCAGAGAUAGCAAAAGCUGAGCUGGAUGACACACCAAUGAAGGGCAGACCCUUGCGUGUCCGAUUUGCUACACACUCUGCAGCGCUGUCUGUAAAGAAUCUGUCACCAUUUGUAUCCAAUGAACUCCUAGAGGAAGCUUUCUCACAGUUCGGAAUGGUAGAGAGGGCCAUCGUGGUUGUAGAUGAUCGUGGACGCUCCACGGGCAGAGGAAUCGUUGAAUUUGCCUCCAGACCUGCUGCCAGAAAGGCUUUAGAGAGGUGUAACGAGGGGGUCUUCCUGCUCACUACGUCUCCUCGGCCUGUUGUUGUCGAGCCUCUGGAGCAGUACGAUAGUGAAGAUGGUCUUCCAGAGAAGUUGGCACAGAAGAACCCCAAAUAUAAAACAGAGCGUGAGGAGCCUCCUCGCUUUGCCCGUCCAGGCACUUUUGAGUUUGAGUAUGCAAAGCGCUGGAAAUCCCUUGAUGAAAUGGAAAAGCAGCAAAGACAACAGGUGGAGAAGAACAUGCGCGAGGCUCGUGACAAACUCGAGAGCGAGAUGGAGGAUGCUUACCAUGAGCACCAGGCCAAUCUGCUCCGUCAAGAUCUGUUGAGGCGACAGGAAGAGCUGAGGCGUAUGGAGGAGAUGCACAAUCAGGAGAUGCAAAAGAGGAAGGAAAUGCAGCUCAGACAAGAGGAAGAGCGGCGCAGACAGGAGGAGGAGAUGCUUCGGAAGAGAGAGUUAGAAGAACAGAUGCGCCGUCAGCGUGAGGAGAACUACAGGAUGGGCAGCUUUAUGGAUAGGGACAGAGAAAUGAGAAUGCAUCCUGGUGGAGCUUUGGGCAUGGGUGAUAUGUCCUUUGGUGGAUCCUCACAGAAAUUCUCUAUGGGCGGACUUGGGUUUGAGAGUCAGCAGGGAAUGGGAGGACCAGGAGGCCUGAUGGGCAACGAAAUGCGCAAUGAGCGCUUCACUCCGGGUGGUGCGAGGGGAAUGGGUCCUGGUAACCCCGGGUAUGGCAGGGUCCGCGAGGAGUUUGAUGGUCCUGCUAAGAAACCCCGUUUUUAAACGCUGCUCUUUUGAUGCUUCCAGCAGCACCAUUUGUACAGUUUUUCUCUAAAAACAAAAAUGUUGAUUCAAAUUUCUUGUAUUUAAGUUUAAAUUGUUACAACAUUUUAGCCAAUUUACUCAGUUAUUGAAAGUCAAUAUUUUCAUUUUUUACUUUGUCUCUAGUCUGAAAAGAGAAGUUACUCUUAGGUGAUCCAGUUGUUCUUUUUGACCAUGUAUAAUUUUCUUUCUUUUUUUUCUUUUUCUUUUUUUUUUUUUUUUAAAGAUGUGUUAUGCUCUGUGAGUCGUCGUGAAGUGCUAACUGUAACAUUUUUUCUGAACUUCCUAUGGCUGUGUUUUGUGCCAUGCAUUUGGAGUCAACGCAUGUACUAUAAUAAAGAGACAUUGGUUCAAUCAGGAAAAACCUUUAACCUUUUAUUCUUAAAAAUGAAACGUGUAGUACGUUCAGAAAGCAGCAAUGGGCUGUUUGCGGAAAUUGAAUAAUGUGGUUACCUCUGCCACAUUAGCUCUUAAAGAUUCUAUGUGUUAUUUUCUCAAGUCCUGCCCACUUUAGUUCAGUGAUGCGUGCACAGUCUGAAAAGAAUUAACUCAUGGUAUGACAGAAAUUAGCAGCAAGUAUGACAUGGCUUUAUCAGCUAAUUCCCACAUUGAUGAAUAAGUAUUUUUACAAUAUAUUUCAAAGGAAUAAUCAUAUUUUUAACACCUGCUUAAAAAGACUAGACUGGGAAGCAGUGUUGAACAGGCUCCCCCAGAUCAUUGAAAAGUUAAUAAAAAUAAGAUUUAACACAUUUUAAUAUUUUUAAGUUUCCUGUAAAUUAGCGAUAUCAUUAGCAGGUAUAUAUAUUUUUUAAGACCAAGUUGUUAAGAUUCAUUUUUAUAAAUCGGUUAUUAAAAUGGUCUCUCGUUUCAAAGAAUUUUAUUUAUUUUUAAUAAUGCAGGGUGGCUCUGAUAUUAUAGCCCUGUUUUCAAACAAGUUCGCUUCCUUUUAUUUUUUGAACAAGGGGAACUUUUAGGUUUUUUUCCUUGGUUUUUAGGAGAGGCAUUUUGUGAGUAACUCUGGUUUUACAGUCUUGCGUCUGGACAGAAGAAAUAUCACACAUGGAACCUUUAAGAAAACCUGUGUAAUACUGUGUGACUAACAGUGGUCUUACAGAAACCUAGUGCUGAAACCACACAGUCUGACUUAGACAGGCAAAAUCCACUCAAGUGUGUGUCCUUGUGUGCAUGUUUGGAAGCUGGAGUUAUUGACUACAUUUACAUGCAGGUCAUUCUGUUAUUACUAGCAUUUCAAGCACUUGUGAGGCAUUCUUUCAGAAGGAUAACUGUCAUAAAAAAAAUGCACAAAGCAAUGCUAAUUAUCUUUAAAAAUGGAUGAUGUUGUUAAAUUGCGAUGAAUAUCGUUAUGUAAAGGAUUACUUUUGAUAAUAAUGAAGUUUUCGAUAAGGGUGCACUGAUGUGAUUCUGUACUGCUAUAGGUGCUUUAAGGUGUUUAAGUUUACCUUAAGUGGUAGUAGUGCAAACAGCACCACGUUUCUGCAGUAGCUGAAGUAAUAAAAUCGUAUGUAAAUGUAGUCAAUAACGGUUAUGGACGGACUUGAGGCGUAUUAUAGGUCUGUAAAAUUUUGUGUAAAAUGUGUCUUUGGGGAAGUCCAGUGGCAAAUCUUGACAUCAGAUAUGCCCAUACUAUACUUAAACGCCUUGGAAGAUCCAUACUUGGAUACGUAUGUCAAGUCUUAGAAUUUCUAAAAAUCAAGUAACUAAGAACCAAUGGUUCUUAUCAUCAGAGAUCUGACUUUUCAGGCUGUGACGUUAUAAAUGACUGAGUCACUGUUGGAUUUUGGAAAAGGAUUUUCAGUUAUAAAGCUCUAAUUUUGCUAGAGCUGCACGAAGACAAUAAGUCCCUUUGUAAGAGCGCAUACGGUGCCCUAGUUUUCAAAACCGCAUGGAUGUGUGCAGUGGGGUUAAACGACAGUUUGAUUUGCAUCUUUUCUAUUUCACAUUUGCACUGAUAUGUUCUUGUGUAUCAGUUAACUGUUGAAAAACCAGCACUACUGUCUCAUUUAAAACUAGAGAGUCCAAUGCUAUUGUAUCAACUUUGUCAACAGGGCUCAUGUGCUGUUAUUUUCCAAGGACCUGCCUUGUUUGUAGUAAAUUUGUCACUAUUCCCUUCUCAGACUGACUUGUAUGACAAAUUGGGUAACAUUCAGGAGAACCCAUUUUCCAUCUCUGCAGAAAUGUUUAGCUGUAUCUGCAUUAAUGGCCUUAAUGUUACUUGCCAUUAUAAUGACAAUAAUAUCCUGUACUAUUAGGAUAUUAACAUUAUGUCCAAACAUGGCAUGAGAUCUAAUUAUUGGCUUUUUCAUAUAAAGAGAAAUGGUCUUUGUUCUCUGGAAAAACAUUUGACAAGAAGUCCAAAUAUUUGUUUUGUGGGACUUUGAGCGGUUUAUUUUAAAAUUUAACAAACAGUAAUAAUUAAAUAUUAGUUUACAGUUGAUUAUACUUUAAAUUCUUCUUAUGACUUUUCAAGAUCCCAUUGAAACUUUCCUUUUCACUCUGGCCCAACCAAAAUUGAGUGCCGUAAUUAAAUGGACACCUUCCUCCAUUCACAAGCCUACCUUUACAAGCUUUUGUCAGAGUUGUCUGGUAAGAGAUGGCCUGAAAAGUGAAUGUAAGUAAUUUUAAUCUUUUAAUAAUUUCAACUUUUGUUAUUAAGCAGAUUUUAUUUUUUGCGUGUAAUAACUUGGCUGUAUUCUAUUCCACUAGCUUUAACAUUGACAUUCUGUGAAUGUGAAACUGAAAGUAUUUUUCAUUCGACAUUAGUUACAAUUUUGUAGUUGGUGAAAGCUGGUUAAUUGCUGACCUUGCACAGCAACUAGCUGAUCAUUGUAGCUUUUUUUUUUUUUUUUUCUUCAUGUAGAAGAAAAUGUCAUCCAUUUAACCAUGGAUUACAUAAGACAUCAACAAUCAAAUAUUUUUAGCGCACCUGUUAAUGUCCUUCACAUAAUCAAACAUACAAUGAAGGUAAGGAUUUUAACUUAAAUGUCUUCUCCUACCAUGUGGCAUCCCAGAAUCCCACAAAACACACCUGAAAUGGCCACAGAACAGAAGAUUUGGAUGUCUGGAUGCAUUCAGUAAUGGAGAGGAUAUAAAGGAGUGUUUAUCUCAAAUGUUACGUGUGUUUGUGUUAUGUACAUUUUUUCUUUAACAGGUAUGGCCGGCUUUAAAGAUAAUGGACUGUGGCUGAAGUGUGGCUGGGUAGUAAGGACUUGGAAAAGCUGUAGCUAAGAAACUCAAACGCUGGAUCUGAAACUAGUGAAAGUAGUGAGAUAUAAUCCCUAUUUAAUCAUGUACAUACAAUACAUGAUUUCCUUCCAAGAGAGUAGUCUAAUGAGGUACAUUACUUAGAUGCUUGUCAUUGUGAUAUGGUAGUCAAACCCCUGGGAAGUCAGCUGGAUUGUGAUUCUAAUCCAUCCUUGUAGCAUUCCUGAUGAAUUAAAAAAACUUCUUAUUUUAUCUAAUAUUUUGUACUUGUACUGUAGGGCUGCACGAUUAAUCGUUAGAAAAUCGCGAUCUCGAUUCAUACUUAUGUGCGAUCUCAUUUCCAAAUGACAACGAUUUAAAAAAAAAAAAAAAA